Papaver somniferum (opium poppy) is the source of this 2548-nucleotide messenger RNA. RefSeq names its product putative lipid phosphate phosphatase 3, chloroplastic. Bases 1528 to 2430 code for a protein of 300 amino acids. Gene Ontology annotation, molecular function: phosphatidate phosphatase activity. Gene Ontology annotation, biological process: phospholipid metabolic process. Lineage: Eukaryota; Viridiplantae; Streptophyta; Magnoliopsida; Ranunculales; Papaveraceae. The transcript has 2 exons. The record is from RefSeq and is a predicted model, not a curated record.
CCGUCCUACUCUUUAGAAGCUCUUGUUUAACACAACACAGCCCCUCGAUUUCCCCCUUUCCCAAAUCCAAUUAGGUCUCACAGAGACUGAUCUCAAAAUCCCACUCUCCCAAUUCAUCAAAACCCAAUCUCAAUCCAAUCAAUCAUGAUUUCAGAAUUCGUUUACAGAGAAUUAACCACAACUCGAAAACUCAACAGCUCCGGAGACAAAUUCCCAAUCUGGAAAACCAAAAUCGACUUCAUCCUCUCCGACAUCGAAGUCGCAUACGUUCUCCAACAACCAAAACCAGAUUCACCACCAGAUUCCGAAGAACUCAAGAAAUGGAUAAUGGACGAUUUCACUUGCCGGCACGCAAUUCUGGGCACACUGGAAGAUGAUCUCAUAGUCGUAUUCGAUCACGGAUACGAUACAGCGAAGGAGAUCAUGGAUGCAUUGGUUCGAUUAUACGGUGGGAAAUCGAUCGGCAGGAGUAUGUAUUUGUUUGAACAGAUUAAGAAUGUUAAGAUCGGUGAGAAUGAUAACGUGAUGGAUCAUGUGAUGAAGAUGUGUGGUGUGGCGAUUGAAUUGGAAAGGUUUGGUAUGAAUUUACCUCAAGAGAUGAGGGUUGUGUUUAUGAUGGACAGUUUGCCGGAAUCGUGGAGAGAAGCGAAAGAUGUGUUUAUGAAGACUGUGGAAGAUGAUGAGAGUGAGAGUAAAUUGACUGUGGAUUCUUUUUUGCAGUUUGUGAAGAAUCAUGUGGAGUUGAAGAAGUAUUUUGAGAGUCGAAAGAAUAACGGUGGCGGCGGCGGUGGUGGUGAAGUGAUUGAAGGAGGAGGAGAAUCAUCCACUAAUAAUAAGAAGCCAAGAAACCGAAGGAGAGGAAAUAACAAUGCAGAGACUUGAACUGCUGAACUUUAAGCAAAGGAAGGUUGGGCUGAAAAAGGUUUGGUUUGGAGCACUGGAGAAAAAUGUUUGGGACUACUAAAGGUGUUAGAAUUAUGGAGUAGAGUUUGGUUCUAGUUUGAGAUUAGUGUAGUAUUAGUUAAUGUGUUCUGUUUCUGCUAUUCUGAUUAUCUUUAAGACUCUGAAUUAAGAUCAUCAAUGUAUUUAAAUGUCUAUUGUACUAUAAUUGAAGGUUGGAAUUGGCUGAAUAACUCAAUAUUUUUCUUAUGGCCAUACAUCUCUUGCAACCCUUUCUGCUCCUUUGGCUUUUACAGUGCUGGGAGCCUAGGCUAGGAGGUGGAUGGUGGCUUCCCUCUUUGGUCACGAGUCUAACCAAUUAUUCUUAUUCUUUAAACUUAUUGCGGCAACACUUGGCCUGAUUGUCAGGUGACACAUGCUGCAAUAUCUUUUCUAGAUUGUGAAACUUGUCAAAUGUGGGGAGAGUUGCUGCAACAGGUGGAGGCUUAUAACUCUGUCAUGCACCUUACCUCAUAAAACAAAGCUUUUCACUUUGGAGUCGAGACCCAGAUGAUAUCUGUUUCUCAUUCUCUCUUUGCAAACUUAAGGUAAUUGUAGGAGGAGGAUAACUGAAAUUUCUUCAAAUUGAUGGAUGCCCCUCACCAUCAAAAUGUGCAUACUGUAAGAUCCCAUGGAGCUAGAGUUGCUAGAUCACAUUUGUAUGAUUGGAUUAUAUUGUUUCUACUUAUGGUGUUAUACCUUAUCAUUUACCUGAUUCAUCCAUUUCGUCGGUAUGUUGGAAGGGAUAUGAUGACUGAUCUCAGAUUUCCCUUGAAAGAAGUCACAGUCAGAUUCUGGGUUGUUCCACUAUAUGCAGUUGUGCUACCUCUCAUUAUUUUUCUUGGGUUUUAUUACAGGAGGAAAGAUGUUUAUGAUCUGCACCAUGGUAUACUUGGUCUUUUAUUCACUGUAUUCGCAACCGGAGUCUUAACAGAGGCAACAAAGAAUGCAACCGGAAGACCCCGGCCGGAUUUCUUUUGGCGCUGUUUUCCGGAUGGUCAAGAUUUUUAUGAUCUAACUGGGGAUGUUAUUUGCCAUGGAAAGGAGAGUAUGAUUAGAGAUGGAUAUAAAAGUUUUCCAAGUGGUCAUGCUUCAUGGUCAUUUGCUGGCUUAACUUUUCUUUCAUUGUACUUGGCAGGCAAAAUCACUGCAUUUGACCAAAGAGGUCAUGUUGGGAAACUAUGUGUUGUUUUUCCUUUGCUGGUUGCAUCUGGUGUUGCCAUAACCCUUGUAGACGACUAUUUUCAUCACUGGGUUGAUGUGUUUGGUGGAGCUAUUCUAGGUCUGAUAGUGGCAACAAUUUGUUACCUGCAGUUUUUCCCACCUCCAUACCAUACUCAAAGUUGGGGACCUUAUGCAUAUUUCCGGAUGUUGGAAGAGUUGCGGCGUAGUACUAAUGGUGCACGACAAGAGCCACGAGGGGAACAGAUUAACACAACAGCACAUGAUGAGUCUCAGAUGUUAGACGAAUUGGAAGCGGGUAAGAGAUGAUCAAUUUUGUGAUUUCAAUCAAGAACACAUGAAUGCAUUGUUGUUAUUACUUUACAAAGUUGUUUUUUUUGAAUCAAAUGAACUCAUGUAUUGUUGUUAUCUAUAGACUUUUAUCAAA